UUAAAAAAUAUAGCAAAGCUGGCAGUGGCAGCAGCUGUACAUUUUGUGUUUGUAAAUUCGCAAAUUUAUCAAAAAUGGUGUUGUGAAAACAGUUUUUCGAAUAAUUUAGAUGUGAAACGCCUCAAACAAUGUCGAGUCGUCGUUCGAUACUCGGUUCAACUUUGGACACUUUGCCAGCGCCGUCAGAUCCAUUGAGAGAGUUGUUCGAAGCAUGCAAGACUGGGGAUACUGCCCGUGUAAAGAAGUUAAUUACACCACAAAAUGUGAACGCGAGAGACACAGCUGGACGGAAAUCCACACCUCUACACUUCGCUGCAGGUUACGGCCGUCGCGAAGUGGUAGAGAUCCUGACGGCAGCCGGAGCUGCACUUCAAGCCCGCGACGACGGAGGCCUCCAACCCCUACACAACGCCUGCUCCUUCGGCCACGCUGACGUGGUGCGAGCGUUGCUGGCAGCGGGGGCGCCGCCCGCCGCGCGCGACCACUGGGGCUACACGCCGCUGCACGAGGCCGCGGCUAAGGGGAAGCUCGAUGUUUGUAUUGCCCUUCUCCAGCAUGGUGCGGAUCCCAACAUCCGGAACAGCGAGGGCAAGACGCCACUCGACCUCGCUGAUGCAGCCACCAGGCCCGUGCUCACUGGCGAGUACUGCGCGGGCGACGUGCUGGAGGCGGCGCGGGCCGGCGCGGACGACCGCCUGGCCGCGCUGCUGACGCCUCUCAACGUUAAUGUGCACGCCAGUGAUGGACGACGGUCGACGCCGCUGCAUUUGGCUGCUGGCUACAACCGAGCGCGGGCGGUGCGACUGCUGUUGCAGCGAGGCGCAGAUGUUCACGCUAAAGAUAAAGGCGGCCUAGUCCCGCUCCACAACGCGUGUUCCUACGGCCAUUACGAAGUGACAGAGCAACUGGUGCGGCGCGGCGCGGACGUGAACGCCACGGACCUGUGGGCCUUCACCCCGCUGCACGAGGCCGCCAGCAAGGCGCGCCAGGAGGUGUGUUCGUUGCUUCUGAGUGAAGGCGCCGACCCGACGUUGCUGAACUGCCACGGGAAAUCCGCCUUAGACGUAGCGCCAACCAGAGAACUACAGGAACGAUUAGCUUUUGAAUACCGAGGAUACUGCCUUCUAGAAGCGUGCAGACUGGCCGAGCCGGCGAGAGUAAAGAAAUACUUGUCAUCGUCCAGCAAUCAACAGGGCUCCUCAAGCGCCGGUGUGCAGCCCCCGCCCGACGUGCAGUCGCUCAUCAACUUCCAACACGUCGGCACCGGGGACACGCCGCUACACGCCGCCGCCGCCUCGCCCCACGCCAAGAGGAAACUAGUACUAGAGAUGCUGAUAAGGAAGGGUGCCCGAGUGAACGAGAAGAACAAAGAAGGACAGACUCCAUUGCAUGUGGCCACGGAACACUCACAUUUGGACGCUAUGGAUCUGCUGUUGCGGCAUGGUGCGAAAGUGAACGCGUGUUCGACACUGGCGGAGGCGCCGGCGACCUCAACGAUGACUCGAAGAGACUCGGCGUGCCGCGCGCUGCUCGCCGCGCCCGCGCCCGCGCCGCCCAGCGACCAAGCGUGCGCCAACGCAGCCGCCCUCCGCCUUCUAGAAGCCUCCCGCAGCGGCGACGUGGAGGCGGCGCGAGCAAUACUGGACGCGCGGCCGAGGCUGGUCAACUGUCGCGAUGUGGAUGGACGACAUUCUACACCACUGCAUUUUGCUGCUGGAUACAACAGACUGGCGCUUGCUCAAUUACUGAUACAACGCGGUGCAGACGUCCAUGCAAAAGAUAAAGGCGGCCUAGUCCCCCUCCACAACGCGUGUUCCUACGGCCACGUGCAGCUCAGCGCGCUGCUGCUGCAGAGCGGCGCCGCCGUGGACGCGCACGACCUGUGGCGAUACACCCCCCUGCACGAGGCCGCCGCUAAGGGCAAGAGCGAUGUGGUGAAACUGCUGCUCAAGCACGGCGCGGACCCUACCCGCCGCAACCGCGACGGGCUCACCGCGCUGCAGCUCGCGCGGCCCGGCGACGCCGACACCGCCGAUGCGUUGCGUGGUGACGCCGCGUUGCUUGACGCGGCGAAGAGAGGAGAUGUUGCUAGAGCUAGGAAAUUAAUAACGCCACAGAAUGUGAACUGCCGGGACACACACGGCAGGAACUCGACGCCGCUACACCUCGCAGCCGGCUACAACAACCUCGAAGUGGCGGCCCUACUCCUAGAAGCGGGCGCGGCUGUCUCCCUCCGAGACAAGGGGGGUCUAGUCCCGCUCCACAACGCAGCUUCCUACGGCCAUGCGGAACUAGCGGCGCUACUACUGAGGGCGGGGACGCCCCCCAAUGCGCACGACAGGUGGGGGUUCACCCCCCUGCACGAGGCGGCGCACAAGGCGAGGACGCAGCUGUGCGCGCUGCUGUUAGCGCACGGCGCGGACCCGUAUCUCAAGAACCAGGAGGGCCAGACGGCGCUCGACCUCGCCACGGCUGAGGACGUGCGCUCUCUACUCCAGGACGCCAUGACGUCAUCAGCCGGGGCGGCCCCGCCGACGGUGGCGCCGCCGCCGCUGCCGCCGCCGCAGCAGCCUGUGCUGAUGCCUAGCGGGGAGACUGUCGCGUUGACUUUGCCUGUGGUCCCGAGCAACUACUGGGCGGAAGGAUCCCGCGGCGCGCUGGAGGACGCGGCGGGGCGCCCCGCGUCCGCGCUCUCCGCCUCCGAGUCGCUGCACACGCUGCUGGCCAGCAUCGGCCUAGAACAGCUGGCGCCGGCUCUAGAACGCGAGCAGAUCACUGUCGACAUCCUGUCGGAGAUGAGUCACGAGGACUUGAGGGCCGUCGGCGUGGCGGCGUACGGACACCGGCACCGCCUGCUGCGCGCCGCCAGCAGCUGCGCCUACAGCCAUGCCCAGAACUACGGCGGCACAACGCUCAUCGAUGUACCCGCGGGUGAAUGCGAGAGCGAAUACGCGAUCAUAGAGCGAGAGAUGCAAUCUUCUGUGAAAGCGCACCGGGAAUCGGCUGGGGGGAACUUCACGCAUUAUAAUGUUGUUAGAAUACAAAAGAUAGUAAACGGCCGUGUCUGGGAACGCUAUCAACACCGACGCAAGGAGGUGAGCGAGGAGGCGCGCGGCCCCCACGAGCGCAUGCUGUUCCAUGGCUCGCCCUUCAUCAACGCCAUCGUGCAGAAGGGCUUCGACGAGAGACACGCUUAUAUAGGAGGCAUGUUCGGCGCGGGCAUAUACUUCGCGGAGCACUCGUCCAAGUCCAACCAGUAUGUGUACGGCUUCGGCGGAGGCUCGGGGUGUCCUGCGCAUAAGGAUAGAAGCUGCUAUUUGUGUCAUAGACAAAUGCUCCUAUGCCGCGUGACGCUAGGCCGGGCGUUCCAGCUCCUCAGCGCUAUGAAGAUGGCGCACGCUCCGCCGGGACACCACUCGGUGGCGGGGCGGCCCUCGCAGGGCGGCCUGUGCUUCCCCGAGUACGUCGUGUAUAGGGGCGAACAGGCCUACCCAGAAUACCUGAUAACCUACCAGAUAGUGUGCGCAGAGCAACCUAGCGAAGGCGACGUAUGA
Molecule: messenger RNA, 3554 nt
Organism: Plutella xylostella (diamondback moth)
Lineage: Eukaryota; Metazoa; Arthropoda; Insecta; Lepidoptera; Plutellidae
Gene: Tnks
Product: tankyrase
Molecular function (GO): protein binding; NAD+ poly-ADP-ribosyltransferase activity
Source: RefSeq, a predicted model, not a curated record